This is a messenger RNA of Cynara cardunculus var. scolymus (artichoke), 2125 nucleotides long. RefSeq names its product 3-hydroxy-3-methylglutaryl-coenzyme A reductase-like. Lineage: Eukaryota; Viridiplantae; Streptophyta; Magnoliopsida; Asterales; Asteraceae. Gene Ontology annotation, cellular component: peroxisomal membrane; endoplasmic reticulum membrane. Gene Ontology annotation, biological process: sterol biosynthetic process; coenzyme A metabolic process; isoprenoid biosynthetic process. The transcript is spliced from 2 exons. Gene Ontology annotation, molecular function: protein binding; hydroxymethylglutaryl-CoA reductase (NADPH) activity. The coding region runs from base 1 to 1809 and encodes 602 amino acids. The record is from RefSeq and is a predicted model, not a curated record.
AUGGAUGUCCGUCGACGAUCGUUGUUGAAACAGGCUGCCACCAAAGGAAAGAACAUGGCAGGUGAAGGUCAGUUUGAUUAUCCUUCUGAUGAUCAGAUGUUCAAAGCAAACAACAAAAAGGUGGUGGAUGCUGCAAAGGCUUCGUCUGAUACUGUCCCUCUUCCAAUGGGCAUCUCGAAUGGUGUCUUCUUUACUGUCUUCUUCUCUGUUGUUUACUUUCUCCUUACCAGAUGGCGUGAAAAGAUCCGUAACUCCACUCCUCUUCAUGUUGUCACCAUGUCUGAGAUGGCUGCCAUCUUCACCUUCGUUGCCUCCUUUAUCUACCUUCUCGGGUUCUUCGGCAUGAAUUUCGUCCAGGCCACGCCAUUUCCGGACGAUGACGAAGAGGAGGAGUUAGAAGGAACAACAGAAGGUGAUGUUAAUGAGAUCAUCCGUAAGGAAGACACCCGUGCGACCCCAUGUGGUGCUUCUCUCGAUUGCGAAUCUGAUCUGCCUGUAAAGCCAGUGUUAAAGAAGGAUGUCGAAAUGGUACCAAUUAUAGGAACAACAGUGUCUGAAGAAGAUGAGGCUGUGAUACAAGCUGUGGUUUCUGGGAAAACGCCAUCUUACUCGUUGGAAUCGAAGCUUGGGGACUGCAAACGCGCAGCGUUCAUCAGAAGAGUGGCCUUGGAGAGGAUAACCGGCAAGUCUCUUGACGGUUUGCCGCUGGACGGGCUUGAUUACGAAUCCAUAUUGGGACAGUGUUGCGAAAUGCCGGUUGGUUAUGUCCAAAUACCCGUGGGUAUUGCUGGUCCGUUGUUGCUGGAUGGAAAGGAGUUUGCGGUUCCCAUGGCGACCACUGAAGGGUGUCUUGUGGCUAGCACCAACAGGGGUUGUAAGGCCAUUUUCGUCUCCGGUGGAGCCACCAGCAUCUUGCUUAAGGAUGGCAUGACUCGAGCUCCGGUCGUCAGGUUCGGCACCGCCAGGAGGGCUGCGGAUUUGAAGUUCUUCUUGGAGGAGCCACAAAACUUUGAGACUCUAGCAUCUGUUUUCAACAAAUCAAGCCGAUUCGGGAGGCUUCAGACAAUCCGAUGUGCGAUUGCAGGGAAGAAUCUAUACAUGAGGUUCACUUGUAGCACCGGUGAUGCAAUGGGGAUGAACAUGGUUUCAAAAGGUGUUCAAAAUGUUUUGGAGUAUCUCCAGACCGACUUCCCCGACAUGGACGUCAUUGGCAUCUCCGGCAACUAUUGUUCCGAUAAGAAACCGGCAGCUGUGAACUGGAUCGAAGGGAGAGGCAAAUCGGUGGUGUGUGAAGCAAUCAUAAAGGAAGAAGUGGUGAAGAAGGUACUGAAGACAAACGUAGCUGCAUUGGUGGAGUUGAACAUGCUCAAGAACCUCACCGGAUCCGCCAUGGCCGGUGCUCUUGGUGGGUUCAACGCCCAUGCUAGUAACAUUGUCUCAGCUGUGUACCUUGCCACCGGCCAAGAUCCAGCUCAGAACAUCGAGAGCUCCCACUGCAUCACCAUGAUGGAAGCUGUGAACGAUGGCAAAGACCUUCAUGUAUCAGUGACCAUGCCAUCAAUAGAGGUUGGGACAGUGGGUGGUGGAACUCAGCUGGCUUCACAAUCUGCAUGCCUUAACUUGCUGGGAGUGAAGGGUGCAAACAAAGAAUCAGCUGGAUCAAAUGCCCGGCAGUUGGCUAAGGUGGUCGCCGCCUCGGUUCUCGCUGGUGAAUUAUCUCUCAUGUCGGCAAUCGCGGCAGGGCAACUCGUGAAGAGCCACAUGAAAUACAACCGCUCCAGCAAAGAUGUUACAGCUAUCAAAUCUUAAACUUCUCGAUCUCAAUAAAUAAAAAGCGACGCAAACCAUUAACCCAUCGUCGCCUGCCAUGCUGAGGCAUGGCAGGUUUCGGUUGGUCUGGUGGUCUGCUUUUAGAUCGGAGAUAAGCUCUCUCUAUAUAUGCUUCUUGUUUAUGUUGAUCUUUUCUCUAUAUAUCCCUUUGUUCUUGUUCAGCUGAUCUCAUUCAGCUCAUGGAACUUGUACUGAUUCCAGUAAAAGGUUCAGUUAAGCUAUACAUUUUCAUCUAUUUGUUUGUUGUUCAAGUGUGUAAGUAUGUUAUGUCAAUAAAGUUGCUUUUUAUGUGAAA